Labrus bergylta (ballan wrasse) is the source of this 2452-nucleotide messenger RNA. RefSeq names its product septin 2 (gene septin2). NCBI's taxonomy places the organism in Eukaryota, Metazoa, Chordata, Actinopteri, Labriformes, Labridae. Gene Ontology annotation, molecular function: molecular adaptor activity; GTP binding; GTPase activity. Gene Ontology annotation, biological process: cell division; regulation of exocytosis; intracellular protein localization. Gene Ontology annotation, cellular component: septin complex; cell division site; microtubule cytoskeleton. The record is from RefSeq and is a predicted model, not a curated record.
CAUUGUGGUCUGUGUGUGUUGAAGCUGCUGCACCGGAAUCUGAAGAAUUUUAGGUGUCCGCCAAGUCUGCUAUUCAUCGUCGGCUCGUCUUGCCUGUACCUCUAUCUGAACUCAACUUUCUGCGGACAAUAUACAAGGGCUACAAGGAGAAAAAUGUCUCAGGCUGACAAAAUGAAGCAGGGACAGUUCAACAACCCUGAGACUCCAGGGUAUGUCGGAUUUGCCAACCUGCCAAAUCAGGUGCAUCGCAAGUCGGUAAAGAAAGGAUUUGAGUUUACGUUGAUGGUGGUAGGUGAAUCUGGACUCGGGAAAUCGACCCUGAUCAACAGCCUCUUCCUCACUGACCUUUACCCUGAAAGAGUCAUCCCAGGAGCAGCAGAAAAGAUCGAAAGGACGGUUCAGAUCGAGGCGUCAACGGUAGAAAUCGAGGAGCGAGGAGUGAAGCUGCGUCUCACUGUGGUGGACACACCGGGAUACGGAGACGCAAUCAACAGCCAAGACUGUUUCAGCACCAUCAUCAGCUACAUUGAUGAUCAGUUUGAGCGUUACCUCCAUGACGAGAGCGGGCUCAACCGUAGACACAUUGUGGACAACAGAGUCCACUGCUGCUUUUAUUUCAUCUCUCCGCUCGGCCAUGGCCUGAAACCCCUGGAUGUUCAGUUCAUGAAGGCCAUUCACAAUAAGGUCAACGUGGUUCCUGUCAUCGCCAAGGCAGACACACUCACCCUCAAAGAGAGGGAGAGGCUCAAGCGCAGGAUUCUGGAUGAGAUUGAUGAGCAUGGAAUCAAGAUUUACCACCUUCCUGAUGCUGAGUCGGAUGAGGAUGAGGACUUCAAAGAGCAGACCAGAAUCCUCAAGGCUAGCAUCCCAUUUGCAGUGGUGGGAUCCAACCAGCAGAUUGAAGCCAAGGGGAAGAAGGUGAGGGGCCGCCUGUACCCCUGGGGAGUCGUUGAGGUGGAGAAUCCAGAACACAACGAUUUCCUCAAGCUGCGAAUCAUGCUGAUAACCCACAUGCAGGAUCUACAGGAAGUGACCCAGGACCUUCACUACGAGAACUUCCGCUCGGACCGCCUCAAGCGGGGUGGCAGGUUGUCCUCCCAUGGUUACGUUCUGCCUCUGUCUCCUGCCAGGAAUGGGCCGGAGCCGGAGGAAAUGGACAAAGACAUGAUCCUGCAGGAGAAGGAGGCUGAGUUGAGACGGAUGCAGGAGAUGAUCGCCAAGAUGCAGGCCCAGAUGCAGAAGCAGGGAGACGGAGAAGGAGACGGCCUACAUGUGUGAAAAAAAAACCCAACAAAGGUUUUGGAGCCACUGCCAGAGUUUGACUCUAGAAGGACGACUGAUACAAGAGGAGGGGAAAAAUCCUUCUGGUUAUCGACUCAUACGGCUUGCCACUAUUUUUUUUAUUUCCAAUCCAUUAUUGGAUCUGGAUUCCUUUUCUUUCAAGAGAACAUACAGUAAAGUAUAUUCAAACAGUGUUAUGUUUAUAUAUUCACACAGUUCUUUUUUUUUUUUUAACUUUUGCCAGUUACUUAAAUGAAGUCACAAGAACCAUUUCUACAAAAAUGGUUACAUAUAUUUACAUAAACAACACAGUCAUUGGGAUGUCCUGUUAUUUUUUUCAGUUUUCUUACUUGUUUUGUUCUUGUUAUUUUGUUAUUGAGGAAACCAAAGUUUUUUUUCUGCUUGUAUUAAGUGCUUUUAGUUCUAAAACAUCUCAGGCGCUCACCUUUUAUUGGGAGAGUCGACAGAAUUAGCUUUUCAUGCCAUUGUGAUGCCAUAACCUCAAUAUUCUUUCUCUCUAUUUUGUAUUCGCUCUUUAAAGAAGUGAGCAGGAAAGCUACCCAUUAAGAUUUACUCAAUGUUAAUUCUAUGACCCUCCUCUUCUGCAUGAGCCCUCGACUCUGUCUGGUAAAACUUGAGGUGAACUUUCCCUAUCGUGUUGAUUUGGGAUCAGCGUCUCCCUCUCAUGUCCAAAUCGAAUCCAUUAUUGCAUUUCUCCAUCGGUGUCUUUGCAUACAAUGGAAUUCAAGUGUUGUGAAGCUCCUCUUGAGAUGGACAUGUUUUAAAAUGAACUGUGACCCCGGACCUCUUACAGUUUUCCCCAUACACGUCAAAUGAAGGACGGACAGAUGAGGUGUCGCCCCUCUGUUUGGUGAUUUCAGUUAUCUCCAUGUAACUUCUCCAACUCUGUCAAGUGAAGUCAUGUGCCAGGGAGCAUUUACUGUUUUUAUAUUUUAAUUGAUGCAGCCAGUACAAACCGCUGAGCACUUUGUGGUUUCCAUGACUACAGAGAUUACAGGUGACCCAAUGAAGUCAGUGUAGCCAACGUUUCCCUCACCAGCCAAGGUGUGAGUUCUUGACAUUCCUCUUUGUGCUGUUUAUACCCAAUAUUAAUAAAGAGCAGAAUAUUGUUUUUGAUGCAUAUAUUGUAAUAAAAGUUUUAUUAAACUUA